AGACCAGUUGGAUUCAUAGCACCGGUGGCGGCAGCGGCGGCAGCAGCAGCUUCUAGGCAAAGCCUUUGGGUUUUAAUGCGGCUGUGCAAACAAUCUCUCUCUCCCAUUCAUUGAGCGAGGGAUUUACUAAAUCCAGAAAGCCUAGCCAGGAUUGGUCGAACGCGUGAUUACGCUGAGCAAAAGUUUUGAUUUCCAGCUUCUGAUUAAAACUAUCAUUCUUUGCAAGGACAGUAACAACCUGGGGUGGGGAAAAGAAUCAUCUCUCCCUGCUUGUUCUGCCUGGGACAACAAAAACUUUUAUCCUCUACUGAAAGGGCCCGCGGCAAGUCACCACCACAACAAAAGCCUGCUAAACAACCGCCCCCCUGCUUUUCUCCUCCUUCCUGCAAACGAAGGUCCUGUGGGAAGAACACAAGCAGCACUGCUCCAUCAUCGUCUGGAUUUUUCCUCUUUCUUUUUUCCCAUCGGCUAAAAUAAUUUGUUUGGAAGGGCGAUUCCCCCCGAAUCAUGCAGAACUACAAAUACGACAAGGCGAUCGCUCCGGAGAGCAAGAACGGGGGCAGCCCUGCCUUGAACAACAACCCCACCAAAAGCCCCAGCAAGAAAGUUUUACUGAUUUGCCUCGAUCUCGUCUGCCUCUUUCUGGCUGGUCUGCCAUUUCUGAUCAUUGAAACAAGCACAAUCGCACCCUAUAGACGGGGAUUUUACUGUAGUGACGAGAGCAUCCGGUAUCCUCUGAAAAAUGGAGAGACUAUCAACGAUGCAGUUCUUUGUGCUGCAGGCAUUUUUAUAGCCAUACUUGCUAUCAUAAUAGGAGAGUUUUAUCGGAUCUACUGCUUGAAGGAGAAGUCCCGAUCAUUCAUCCAGAACCCAUAUGUGGCAGCUCUGUACAAGCAAGUGGGUUGUUUUGCCUUUGGAUGUGCCAUCAGCCAGUCCUUCACAGACAUCGCCAAAGUGUCUGUUGGACGCUUGAGACCCAAUUUCAUUGAGGUUUGUGGCGUGAAUUUUUCAGCGAUCAACUGUUCUAAAGGUUAUAUCGAAAAUUAUCAGUGUCUUAAUCCAUCGGAAAAAGAAGUCCAGGAAGCCAGGAAAUCUUUCUUCUCUGGCCAUGCCUCCUUCUCUCUCUACACCAUGCUAUAUUUGGUGCUAUACCUGCAGGCUAGGUUUACCUGGAGAGGAGCCCGCCUGCUGCGUCCUCUGCUGCAGUUUACACUGAUUAUGAUGGCAUUCUACACAGGACUGUCUCGUGUGUCUGACCACAAACACCAUCCAACAGAUGUAUUGGCAGGCUUUGCACAAGGGGCCCUGGUGGCUUAUUGCAUAGUGUUUUAUGUCUCAGACCUCUUCAAACAAAAAACAAAGACAUCUCAACCACUUCCUCCAAUCCGGAGGGAGGCCCUUUCACCUGUGGACAUCAUUGAUCGGAACAACCAUCACAACAUGGUGUAGACAUUUGACAAAUAUAUAUAUUGUUUGUUUUUUGCAAAAUGACUGCUGACAGCAACUACCUGCUGCUCUCAAUCUCAUCAGACAGUAGAAUGUAGGGAGAGACUUUUGCCUGACCAAUAAGGUCUUACUCUGUGGCCUUUUUACUCUUACAACAUUUGCAUAAAAUGGGUGUUGUUCAACUAAGUCAAAGGCAACUAUUGCAAAAUGAGUCAAAACAAGAUGCAGAAAUUCUAAAUGUGCAAUUGGCUGAGUGUUCAUGUUGUAAUGAAUGCUGAAUUGUUCAUAGCUUAAUGAACACUAAAUGAUCACUAGCAAGCCGGCCACCUUUCCCACCCGCUACCCCAACUAUGAACAUUUCCAAUUCCUGUUAAAAGAGGGGAGGGGAGGGGAGGAAAAAUCCUCACCAACCAGAUUAUAUCACCAUCUUCAAGGAAUAAGCACUGAUUCAGGAUUUGUGAUCACUUUCUAAGGGUAUCCUCUUAUUUUAAACAUCAGUUUUCUUUGACUCCUUUCUAUACUGUGACUUCCUCUUUAUUUCAGAGAAGCUUGCCCAAUAGAAUAUUAGGAGGGUGUCUAUCCCCACUACACAGUCCCUGAAAAAGAAUACAUUUCUACACCUAAUUAAGCAUACACACAUCCACUUUCCAAAUGGAGCUCACACAUAGCACUCAUUGUAAGAUUUAUUCCAUAUUUGUUUUCAUCUAUCAGCUACCCCACUUCCACCAUACUAUCUGUAUGGCAUUCUCCAUGUUCACGUUUCUUAUCAUCUCUAAAUACGUGGAGAGCAGGUUGGAUUUGUCAGAUAAGGGACACUCAAAGUAUGGAACACAUGAUUCCGUGUAUCUAAUGUCAACAAUACUGUAAAAUCUCCCCCUUGCUCCCAGUGACCCACACAAGUAUUUUCUGAAUGAUUGGUGGUGGGGGGGUACCUCCUUUUGAAUUCAAUUUUAAAAAAUCUUGUUAGUGGUCAGUCUUGUUGUUAGUGGUCAGUCUUGCUAGCACUAUGGGUUCUAGGGCUGAGACCCAGAGAACCUUAAUUCUCUAGAUUUGGGGCGGACUGCUGGGCAGGCCCGUCCUUGCCUAAUAUUCAGUUAAAUCCCUCUUGUAUUUCCCAAUGGCCUGAAGAAAAGGGAUCGUUCUAAACUAUUGAUUAGACCUUAGGCCAAAUGCUGCUCUUAGCAAUACGAAGAGCUAAUGGAGAAACUUAAGCAAGAGCAGAACUUUGCCCAGUAACUCUAAUUCUAAGGUUUCAGAUGCACAGAAUUCGCAGAUUUUUAUAAACAUCUGACUUUUCUAUUCAAAACAUCAUCAAGACCUGACAGUGCUAACCAAACAGACUGUCCUUUGCACAUCCUUGUCACACAAAAUCCGUCCUUUCAUUUCAAUUAUUGCAAGCUAUGAUUUUUAUAAAUAUAUAUAUAUAUAUUAUAUAAAUAAUGUAUAAAAUAUUAAAAAUUAACUAUGUAAAAUAUUAGUUCUGAAACAAUUUUAGAUAUAUCCACUAUGAUUAUAAACUGUUUUGACCUGUGUUAUUUACAUUUUGCUGCUUUAAAAAAAGCAUUGACUUAAUUUUUUAUAGUUGACUAAAAUAUUGUAGUUCUGUGGUAGCACUAUUUUAAUGAAAAUAACAACUAAAGACAAUUGUAUAAAAAUCAUAUUAAAUUGUCUGUAUUUUUGUAAUGUUUCUUUUUUUGUAAAAAGAAGGAUAAGCAAGACUUUUGUAGAGAACAAAAUUGAAGUUUGUAUUUGCAAAAAUAUUGCUGUAUAAAUGUGCUUUAUAAAUAAAUUUUCCAGGCACAAUUAA
Molecule: messenger RNA, 3253 nt
Organism: Hemicordylus capensis (graceful crag lizard)
Lineage: Eukaryota; Metazoa; Chordata; Lepidosauria; Squamata; Cordylidae
Gene: PLPP3
Product: phospholipid phosphatase 3
Exons: 6
Coding region: 508-1449 (313 amino acids)
Biological process (GO): canonical Wnt signaling pathway; phospholipid dephosphorylation; phospholipid metabolic process
Molecular function (GO): phosphatidate phosphatase activity
Source: RefSeq, a predicted model, not a curated record